AUGGAUGGAUGUGCAAACAAGCCAUGUCAGCACGGAGGUACAUGCUUGCCACGAUUCGGCAAGAAGUACAAUUGUUUGUGCCCUCCGUAUCGUACGGGUGAAAAUUGCGAGGAAGAUAUCGAUGAAUGCGCUAUCUAUGAAGGAACCCAUGCAGGAUGUCAGAACAACGCAACGUGUGAGAAUCACGACACCGGCUUCAGAUGUGAUUGUCGCCCUGGCUACCAUGGUCCUCUCUGUCAGUAUCGCCAGUCCACAUGCUCGCGGUCAAUAGAACUGUGCGGGCCACAUGGCCACUGUAUAGACGUCGACACAUCGGAGACAGACAGCACGUACAAGUGCAUAUGCGAUUGGGGUUUCAAAUCGUCAGGUGACAAGCUAAAUCCGACAUGCGUCGAUGUCGACGAAUGUCUCGACAAUCCUUGUCACCCUGGUGUGGACUGCAUUAACCUGCCCGGCAAGUUCCAGUGUGUCGGCUGCCCAAAGGGUUACCAUGGUAAGUGGAAAGUUCCGAGGAUGAUAAAAUUGAAAUGA
Cooperia oncophora is the source of this 531-nucleotide messenger RNA. Lineage: Eukaryota; Metazoa; Nematoda; Chromadorea; Rhabditida; Trichostrongylidae. The record is from the annotation of a GenBank genome assembly.